AUGGUAGACAACUUUAGCAGAUACAAAUAUGGUUUACAUGCACAGUUGAUGACUUCAGCAGUUCUGAAUCCGUUAGAUGCGAUUUGCCACAAGCCCAGAGAAGACGCCAUUUGCGUCAGUCAACUGCGAAAUGCGAAAAAAGUUGACGAAGCCAUCCUGCAAGAGCGUCCCGAUGUGAAAAUAUUCCUUCCGUUCAGAUUUUUGUUCUGGAAGCCCCAAGACUUGUUCAGACCCAAUACGUACAACAGAUUCUUGGCUGCCACUGGCGGUGACCACGUUAUCAGCUUGAUCGACGAAAUCUCCUUCAGAUUUCCUCCAUCUCCUCCACUGUCUCAAAUUGACGAUCUUCCUCAGGAGCUGUUUUGCAAUGGAGACAACCGACCAGCCGAUUGUGGACCAAAUUGCGAAUGUGUGCAUCAGGUUGAUAUCCCACUGAAUGCCAUUGUAGAAGUGGUUUUGGUAGAUGAAGUUCAGUCCCCAAAUCUAAGUCAUCCAUUCCAUUUGCAUGGCUACUCGUUUAAUGUGGUGGGAAUUGGAAGGUCUCCCGAUCAGAAUGUGAAGAAAAUCAACUUGAAACAUGCUCUGGACCUAGAUAGGCGAGGACUUUUGCAUAGAGAGUUCAACUUGCCACCAUCCAAAGACACUAUAGCUGUGCCAAAUAACGGAUAUGUUAUUUUUAGAUUUAGGGCCGAUAAUCCAGGUUACUGGAUUUUCCACUGUCAUUUCCUGUUCCACAUAGUAAUUGGAAUGGAUCUUCUAUUCCACGUCGGCACCCAGCAUGAUUUGCCUCCAGUUCCGCCCAAUUUUCCCAAAUGUGGGCAUCAUUUGCCACCCAUCACGUUUGAUAGCGGGUACCACUGA
Messenger RNA from Dendroctonus ponderosae (mountain pine beetle), 861 nucleotides. RefSeq names its product laccase-7. The transcript has 5 exons. The record is from RefSeq and is a predicted model, not a curated record. Lineage: Eukaryota; Metazoa; Arthropoda; Insecta; Coleoptera; Curculionidae. Gene Ontology annotation, biological process: iron ion transport. Gene Ontology annotation, molecular function: oxidoreductase activity; copper ion binding. Bases 1 to 861 code for a protein of 286 amino acids. Gene Ontology annotation, cellular component: plasma membrane.